Physcomitrium patens is the source of this 1713-nucleotide messenger RNA. The record is from RefSeq and is a predicted model, not a curated record. NCBI's taxonomy places the organism in Eukaryota, Viridiplantae, Streptophyta, Bryopsida, Funariales, Funariaceae.
AGGGAGAAGGAUGCACAUGAAGCCAUCGAGGCAGCAAAUGUUGCGAAGUCUCAAUUUCUAGCCAUGAUGAGUCAUGAGCUUCGGACUCCAAUGACUGGUUAUAAUUCUCUUCUAUGUUCUUGGGUUGUUAUCAAUUUGCAGCUGUGUAUUGGGCAUGCUGGACCUACUUCUGCUGACAUCUCUCACGCCUGAGCAGGGGGGCUAUGUCAAGGUUAUGCAAGUAUCUGCUGAGAGCCUCAUGCAGGUCUUGAAUGAGAUCCUUGAUUUCUCCCGAAUUCAGUCAGGCCAUAUAGAUCUGCAGACAACAGAUUUCCACAUUGGGGAGCUACUCGAUCAGGUCAAGGCUUUGUUUCAAGGGAAACUACAGGAAAAAAUGUUGAGACUUUCAGUUUCCAAGCCACCUGCAGACGAGAUGGCUGUUCGAGGUGAUCCUAAUCGACUUCGGCAGGUACUCACAAACCUGCUGAGUAAUGCAAUUAAGUUCACUGAGCGAGGCGAAAUAAAGAUCAUAUGGAAGCGCGUCGAUGAAAUGAUUUUACCAACAGGCCAGGAUAACCCAGAUGUGGUGCAAGCCACUAAUGUUCUUGCUGACCAGAGCUCGCAGGGGCAUGUACAAGAUGAAAAGGCGCAGAACGUUCAUUUCGAAUUCCCAAAACCUCCCGAGCACUCCGACACUGGUUUGGAGAAAGCUGCUAAGGGUGUCCGGGACCCAUCUUCCAUCGAGUCAAGGCAUCAGCCACUUCAAUUAGAGUGUGAUAUGAGAGAUGCAGAUUACGCAGAAUCUGAUACCCUGUUCGAUACAAUCGGGGAGGAUGGCGAAGGUUCUGUGAAUAUGGAAGGGCCCUUUGAGAAACCACCGCUUUGGUUUGAGGUUCGAGUUGAAGACACAGGAAUAGGGCUUACGAAGGAGCAACAAGAUCGACUGUUUCAGUCGUUCUCUCAAGCUGACAGCAGUACUACGAGGAAGUUCGGGGGCACAGGUCUGGGGCUUGCCAUUUGCAAAGGUGUGGUGGAAGCAAUGGGAGGUAGGAUAUGGGUUGAAAGUGAAGUGGACGUGGGAAGUACGUUUGUGUUUUGUGUGGCACUUAGACCAGCCCUUAGUCCUUGUAAAUACUUGUACGAUGCGGAUUUCCUUUCACCUGAAGGGGACAAGAGAGAGUCAAACUGGAAGGUGGAAGGGAGGACCCUUCGAGUCCUUGUUGCAGAGGACAACAAGGUGAACCAGCUUCUUAUAAGGAAAAUGCUCAAACAUUAUGGCCACGAGGUUGAACUGGUGGGUAAUGGGCAGCUUGCAGUGGACAAGAUCCAAAAUGGCCAAUACGACAUGGUCUUAAUGGAUUUGCAAAUGCCUGUUAUGGAUGGACUUAGUGCCACUAAAGCGAUUCGAGCUCUGAGUGGUAGAGUAGCCGAUAUUCCAAUCUUUGCCUUGACUGCUGAUGUUUUGACUCAAGGCCGGGAGAGCCUUGGAGCUAUGGGAUUAACUGGGUAUUUGACAAAACCUAUUAAUUGGGAUGAUCUUUCAGACAAAAUCAACCAAAUAGUGCAGAAUAAGACCAUGCGAGUUUGUUCACCUAGAACACCAUAAAAGACAGUUUUAACUCUAUACGAGAACCUGUAAUAUUUUUUUAAUAAAAUUAAAUGGCAGAGGGAAACUGCAUACUUUUAAGCUCUUGCAAUGCUUUUGAGUUUUGCUUCCUCUCUGAUCUACAUGCA